Ilyonectria robusta is the source of this 1677-nucleotide messenger RNA. RefSeq lists its product as uncharacterized. The coding region runs from base 1 to 1677 and encodes 558 amino acids. The transcript is spliced from 5 exons. The record is from RefSeq and is a predicted model, not a curated record. NCBI's taxonomy places the organism in Eukaryota, Fungi, Ascomycota, Sordariomycetes, Hypocreales, Nectriaceae.
AUGCUCUUUGCUAGCACCAAACAUGCUCUAAUGGUCAUCUCCUGGGCUUGCCUUAUUGUCCCUGUCCGAAAGAACUGCGUUUUCGGCAAGCUCCCUUCAGAUGCCAAGGGACGCUGGGGCAUCUAUGUUAUGGUUCUUGACAAGCAGCGUUAUCCCAAAUGCACGAUGCAUGAUGCACGAUGCACUAUAGUGGAAGUUGGCAGCUCUACGGAUGGGAAAGGUGCCGGCAGCAAAUCAGCCGGGUCGACAAUUGGAGCCUCCGAUGCCACUGGUGCUGGACAAGCACGGAGCAAAGAAGAAUUGGACAUCCACGGCACGUACAAGGCCAAUCUCGUGGUCGUGGUCGGAGAACUUCUGCCAGACGUUCCAAAUAACUCUGUGAAGGCGUUCAAGAGGAUGAGUGUCUUCGACUUUGACCACCACUCGAUCCCUCCCACAUUGCCCAAUCUGCCCAUCGUCGUCCGAAGGCUGGACGAUGAGAGGACCAACUUGUUCCUUCUCCAGGACAAGAAGGAUGGGCUGUGCAAGAUUGCACAGCUUCCUCUCGCCGGCCGGGACAAGAUCGUCUGGUAUAGCGAGUGGACGGCCGGCGAUGACGCCACUCAGGCCAAAACUCGACAGAACAUUUGGCGAAACAACAUCUCCAGCUUCUGUAAAUCUUAUCAGGAAGAACACCAGAAUAACUUGUUGGAUGUCCUCAAGAAUGACGAUCCGAAUCCUCAAUCGACGAUGGAUAUUAAUCCUUUUGAGAAGUUGGUUUCUUCCACACUGACCAGAUGGUCACUGAUGCUCUUGGAGAUGUUGAAAUUGGAGUCCAUCGAAGAAGAGGCGGCUGCAAUCUUGCGGCACUUGAUCAACAGCAAGGAAACAUUCGAGUACGAUGAGGCCAAAGAAGCGGCAAGUGCCUACGAAGUCCUCUCGCCAUCCAUCCCCGAAGGAGUUGAAACGACAAAUGUCAACGCCGAGCUACUGAUGCACCUGGCCUGUGGUAUUCGCGAAGGGGAGCUGCCCGACCCCGUUAUGGAAGAAGCCUCGUACAUCUUGUUCAUCGAGAACUUCUGUGAGCUAUAUGCCUACAUGAAAGCUGAGGGACUCCCGAAGCGAAGAGAAGCCAUUCGGAUCGCCCACCGCGUGGCCUUCGCUGCCUCUAGCCGGUCACUUCCCCCGGCGACCGUGGUACAGGAUGUUGAAGCGGACCGACGAAGGCUUUUGUUGCUAGUGGAGCAAUGCGGCGAAAUGAAGAACCUUGCAAUCCAAGCUUUAAAGGCAUGGAUGCUGCAAGGUCGUGACUAUUUUCCUAGUCAAUGCAACAUCGCACCCGGCACCAAUAUCGAAAGUAUGCCUGGUCACUGUCGAAAUAUUCUGGACGAGAAAGACUACGAUACCGCGUUAAGCCGUAUGAACGAGGUUCUUCAUGUCUUCUAUUUGCACAACCAGGCUCCCCUUUACCAGGUUAUCAAGAUACUUGAGUCUGAACGGGAUGUGUGGAAUGGCAUCAAGGAGCAGCUGACCCGCGAGUCUAUCGGUCGCGACAACGAUACCGAAGAAGCGCUGGCGAGGACGCUUAGAAGAAGCUUGGUGGGACUUGGGCGGCAAGGAUAUGGAUUGCAAGGGCACGCUCAGCUGUGUUCUGCAGGUGCUCUGCUUGUUGGAUUUAUUUCAUACUUUAUUUUAUGA